CCCCCUCUCUUGUAUCUUUGAGCUCAUUGGCUGUCAUGAUAAGUCCAAGUGUAUUUUUAGCGUGCUAUCCUUUCAUAGGGGUGGACACAGGGAGAAAAUAGAUAUAUACAGACCCCUGCAAUAGAAAUCAAAACAUUAUAUAAAUCUGCUACUGCCAACCAUACAGAAGGUAUGAGUUUCACAACUGCGAAAGGUCAAACUGAUCAACAACCAAUCACGACAGAAAACAGCAGCCGAGGCAGCCAACCAGAAGAAACUGUCACAGAUUUAAACCUUGACACGCACAAACAAAACUUUGAUUUGAAAGUCGAAAAUGGUGGGGUCAAAUACAAACUUGAGAAAGUAUCUGAAAGCCAACAGACCAGGACGAAGGAUGAGAACAGCACUGUCUGUUUGACUAUUAAAAGCCACCGAGGAGGUUCACCUUCAGUGGAGCAAAAUGACCUAAAGCCAUUAUCCAUUGUACCGACACAAGAAAAUGUGGAUUCACAUAAGGUAUUGUUAGAGAACUAUGAAGGGAAGUUAUGUGAGGAACAACGGCCGAGUACAAAGCGUCAACUGUCUGCUGAGAGCGCGGCAAAGUCAGUGAGUGUAAGAAAGAGGAGCACUGUGAAAAAGAGCCAAGAAGAGAUUGUGAAACCCCUCUCAGUUGCCAGGCCUGGCACGCUGUCUGGGAGACCUUAUCUACCUGCAGUCUCCACCUCUCAGAGGAAACCCAGAAAACUGCUGUUCUCCAGCACAGACAUUUUCAGCAAAGUAGACACAUUCUCAAUCCAGAAAGGAAGAGAGUUGAGGGAGCAGGAAGUAUUUGAUGCUCAGAAGAUUGCUCGUGCAGUGACUGAGGGGGGCAGAAACGAUCUGGAAAAACUCAGGGCCAUAUGGAUCUGGCUAUGCCAAAAUAUUGAGUAUGAUUUGGAGGGAUACCUUGGUCUUUCUCAGAAGAUUUGCUCUUCUGAGGAGGUCAUCAGGACAGGAAAGGGUGUAUGCAGUGGAUACUCAGGCCUCUGUGUGGAAAUGUGCAGGGAGGUGGGCAUUGAGUGUGUGGAGGUGAGCGGGUACAGCAAAGGCGUUGGAUACCAGGCCGGGCACAGUUUAGCUGAGAAGCGUUCCGAUCAUGAGUGGAAUGCUGUCUUCGUGGGGGGUCAGUGGUGGCUGCUUGACGCUUGCUGGGGCGCUGGCACUGUGGAUAUGAAAAGCAAAACAUUUAUGAAGAGGUAUGAAGACUUUUAUUUCCUGACUGAACCUAGCGAGUUCAUAAACUCACAUUUCCCUGAUGACCAGACCUGGCAACUACUUACUACUCCCAUCUCAAUGGAAGAGUUUGAAACGAGACCCUUGAAGACCUCAGCAUUUUAUCAGCUUGGAUUGACCCUGACUCAACCCAGACAGCACAAAACCAUCACAGACGACGGGGAAGCAAUUGUUUCCGUGAGCUCCUCUAGACUGCUGACCUUUUCGUAUGAGAUGAGGCAGCGGGAUCCCCAGACAGGAGCUCUAAAGCAGGAGGAGGUUGACAGCUCCUGUGGUCUCCUGUCAGUGACUCGUCAAGGGAUGAAGUUGCGAUUACUGCCCCCAGAGCCUGGGGCCUACGAGGUGAAGCUGUUCGCCCAGAGAGAGGGUGAACCUGGUGCUCUGAGGUGGAUUUGCUCUCUUGAACUGGAGUGUCCAAGUAUCCAGAAGAGGCAGGCCCUGCCUGAUAACCCCUACGUAAACUGGGGCCUAGCGGCUGGGGCAUCGGCGCUGGGCGUCAAGGGUUGCAACUUUGCAGGAGAAGAGGCCGUAGAGGUGGACGAAGGUGGCGAGUGCAAGGUGAUCCUACACACGUCACGACCGCUGAUGAUGGUGUGCGAGCUUAAACACCAAGAGCUCGAAGCCACCACAGCCAAGCGCUGCCUUGCCUCGCAGAUCACAGCAGAGCAGCUGGUGUGUAACGUCAUGUGCCCGUACAAAGGAUUUUACCGGCUGUCUAUAUUCGUGCAGGAUUACCACAGCGGAAGUGGGACUUUUCAAAACGCCGGGAACUACCUGUUGCACUGUCAAAGCCCAGGGUCGAACCCAAACGCUCUGUAUCCUCCAGACUUGGGCCUGUGGUGCGGUCCCGGAGUGCGUACCCAGGAAGCCGGACUGUCCCAUUUCAGCCACACAGGGGCGAUAGUGAACGCACCCCAGGCCCGGUGCAACAUAACCUUCCACUGCGCUUCAUCAGAGCUGCAAAUACACGCGGCGCUCUGCGCUGAGCUGCAUGAGCAGGCUCAUUUUCCUCUGUCCCGAUACGUACUCUUGACAUUUACAGAUACUAAGGUAACUGUGAGCGUGUGCGCGCCCAGAGCGGGAGUCUAUCGUCUUGGUAUUUACGGACGCAAACCCCCUCAGCAGGACUACAUGUCACUGUGUGACUUUAUAAUCAGGAGCGUGUGUGAAAAGGCCGGGGAUCCGUUUCCAUGCGUGUAUUCAGCGUGGGGAAGAGGGUGCGUGCUGCUGGAGCCCCGCACAGGUGUGCUGGCUCCACAGAGUUCAGUGAGUUUUCGCGUGCGGGUACCAGGUGCGCAAAGAGUGUGUGUGGUGGGAGAGAAACGAACCGAUCUGAAGAUGAAUAAGAGCAGAGUUUGGGAAGGUGAAGCUGUCACUGGAAAUGCCACACAACUCAAGCUCGCUGCUGUCACUAAAGAAAGCAAUGACAUGCAUGUUCUCAUGACCUUUGAUGUCCUUAACCUGAAGAAUGAACUGUGAACAGAACAGACGGCUGUCUAGAGGACAAAAGGGCUACGGUCACACUGCAUGUGGACCAGUCUUCACAUGAUGCAACACAUUUUUUUGAUAGUGUGAACCUUGAAGAUCUGGUCAUCCUUCAUAUUUAGAAAUAAAUCAGAAAUAAAUCUGUUUACCAACACUAAUAAAAAAACGGUAAAGACAGAACCAUUUACAACAAAAUAAACAAACAUGAGAAGAUAAACUUCAUAAAAUAUAUAUUUUUUUCAUUUAGAAAUUUUUCAUUAAAUUUAAUUAGUUUUAUGCCUGAAAGAAGAAAACAACUGCAUCAAAUAUUUAUCGUAACAAUCCUUAUUACAGAGCAUUUUAGAGCAGUUUAUGAUAAAAAACUAUUUUUAAUCACAGGCAUAACUUAUAUUUUAAAUACAAAAAAAGUUUUGUAAUAAUAUUCUUUUUUAUAGUAAUACUCACAAUAUUAAAGUUACUGUAUUUUUUUUAUCAUAAGGUAAGCAUAAGAGACUUUUGGCAAAAACACAUGAAUCAUGUUUGAUCAGAAGUGGGCAGUUUUUCUUGCGGUGUAAAAGUAGCCUAAAAAAGGAAGGAAAAAACAGGGGAAAAGCGUAUGUAAGAAACAUCUCCAGGUCAAAGUUUCAUAAUGUCCGCACAGAUUUUAAAAAUAAGCUGUUUCUUAAUGACAUUUAUGUCACUCUGUGUGUGUGUGUGUGAACGUUAUAUUUUCACGGUGAGUCUGUAUUCUGUAUAACUGUUCUUUGGCUCUGUAAGUGUCAGUGUAUGCAACAGAAAGGACUAUUACUGUCCAUCCUAUAGACCCUGGCAGUGAUCAAAAGGCAGAGAUGACCAAACAACUGCCGAACUCAAUGUAGCCCAAACAUGCUAGCAACAACCAUGUGUUAUGGGUUUGAUAUGCAUUAGCUUGAAUGCAAUGCACUGUAAGUCACUUUGUAUAAAAUGCCAAACGCAUAGAUGUACACGUUCAAUCUUAAGAUGUGAUGCAUAUACUCUUAUAUCAAUUCUAAGUUUUAAACUGAUAAAUAAAAAUGCUAAAUGCUGAAAAAGGAGGAGC
This is a messenger RNA of Puntigrus tetrazona (Sumatra barb), 3793 nucleotides long. RefSeq names its product kyphoscoliosis peptidase (gene ky). The record is from RefSeq and is a predicted model, not a curated record. NCBI's taxonomy places the organism in Eukaryota, Metazoa, Chordata, Actinopteri, Cypriniformes, Cyprinidae. The coding region runs from base 172 to 2730 and encodes 852 amino acids. The transcript is spliced from 7 exons.